Messenger RNA from Lagenorhynchus albirostris (white-beaked dolphin), 1416 nucleotides. RefSeq names its product synaptotagmin 1 (gene SYT1). Gene Ontology annotation, cellular component: axon; synaptic vesicle membrane; dense core granule. Gene Ontology annotation, molecular function: syntaxin binding; calcium ion binding; clathrin binding. Gene Ontology annotation, biological process: regulation of dopamine secretion; calcium ion-regulated exocytosis of neurotransmitter; regulation of calcium ion-dependent exocytosis. The transcript is spliced from 10 exons. Bases 148 to 1416 code for a protein of 422 amino acids. The record is from RefSeq and is a predicted model, not a curated record. NCBI's taxonomy places the organism in Eukaryota, Metazoa, Chordata, Mammalia, Artiodactyla, Delphinidae.
CUGGCUUUGAAUUGGAGACCAUUCACCUGCCUAUUGCUUCAUUCCUGGAAAUUUCACUGCAACUAACUAAGGAAAAAAAAUACCAAGAAAGAAAACAAAGAACAAAAUACCUGAGAAUUCCUAAAGAACAUUUCACCUGAACCUAAAAUGGUGAGCGAGAGUCAUCAUGAGGCCCUGGCAGCCCCGCCAAUCACCACUGCUGCGACUGUUCUACCAAAUAAUGCCACAGAGCCAGCCAGUCCUGGGGAAGGAAAGGAGGAUGGCUUUUCUAAGCUGAAGGAAAAGUUUAUGAAUGAGUUGCAUAAAAUUCCAUUGCCACCGUGGGCCUUAAUUGCCAUAGCCGUAGUUGCAGUCCUUUUAGUCCUGACGUGCUGCUUUUGUAUCUGUAAGAAAUGCUUGUUCAAAAAGAAAAACAAAAAGAAGGGAAAGGAAAAGGGAGGGAAGAAUGCCAUCAACAUGAAAGAUGUGAAAGACUUAGGGAAGACCAUGAAAGAUCAGGCCCUGAAGGAUGAUGAUGCUGAAACUGGAUUGACUGAUGGGGAAGAAAAAGAAGAACCCAAAGAAGAGGAGAAAUUGGGAAAACUUCAAUAUUCACUGGAUUAUGAUUUCCAGAAUAACCAGCUGCUGGUAGGAAUCAUCCAGGCUGCCGAGCUGCCCGCCUUAGACAUGGGGGGCACAUCUGAUCCCUAUGUGAAGGUGUUUCUGCUGCCAGAUAAAAAGAAGAAAUUUGAGACAAAAGUCCACCGAAAGACCCUUAAUCCUGUCUUCAACGAGCAAUUUACUUUCAAGGUGCCGUAUUCGGAAUUGGGUGGCAAAACUCUGGUGAUGGCUGUCUAUGAUUUUGAUCGUUUCUCCAAGCAUGACAUCAUUGGGGAAUUUAAAGUCCCCAUGAACACAGUGGAUUUCGGUCACGUAACUGAGGAGUGGCGUGAUCUGCAAAGUGCAGAGAAGGAAGAGCAAGAGAAAUUGGGUGAUAUCUGCUUCUCCCUUCGCUACGUACCUACUGCCGGCAAACUGACUGUUGUCAUUCUUGAGGCAAAGAACCUGAAGAAGAUGGAUGUAGGUGGCUUGUCUGAUCCUUAUGUGAAGAUUCAUCUGAUGCAGAAUGGCAAGAGGCUGAAGAAGAAAAAGACAACGAUUAAAAAGAACACACUUAACCCCUACUACAAUGAGUCAUUCAGCUUUGAAGUACCCUUCGAGCAAAUCCAGAAAGUGCAAGUGGUGGUAACUGUUUUGGACUAUGACAAGAUUGGCAAGAACGAUGCCAUCGGCAAAGUCUUUGUGGGCUACAAUAGCACCGGGGCGGAGCUGCGACAUUGGUCAGAUAUGCUGGCCAACCCCAGGCGACCCAUUGCCCAAUGGCACACCCUACAGGUAGAGGAGGAAGUUGACGCCAUGCUGGCCGUCAAGAAGUAA